Molecule: messenger RNA, 776 nt
Organism: Callorhinus ursinus (northern fur seal)
Lineage: Eukaryota; Metazoa; Chordata; Mammalia; Carnivora; Otariidae
Source: RefSeq, a predicted model, not a curated record
GGUAGCAGGUGGAGGCUUGAAGUGCGUCUUCGGAAAGGGCUGGAGAGGCGGAGGCCUCCUUGGCACGGGAGGAGUCCAAGGAGGCAGCUGCUUGAGUUUACCUGAAGUGACCAGCAUCCAGCAGCGCCGCAAGGGCGGCCCAGAAAAUGGGGAGCCGCAGCCUGGGCUUGCCAUGCCCCGCACUUUUCCUGCUGCUGGUGCUGCGGCCUCCACUGCUGAGAGCCGGAAGCUUCCUGCAGACCGUCCAGAGCUCAGAAAUGUAUGACUUUGAUCUGGACACUGACCUGGACCCAGAAAUAUAUGACACCGGUCUGCAGACCGUCCAGAAUCCAGGCAAUCAGAACACGAAUAACCAACACCACCACCUCCGCCCACCUGAGAAAGUCCCCCAGCCCAACAGCAACACGAGCCACAAUUCCCAGGAGACCCUGGCAGAAGAGUCGAAAAACUGCAGAGGCGAAUUUGAUCUUUACUUCCUCUUGGACAAGUCGGGCAGUGUGAACAACAACUGGAUGGACAUUCACAACAUGGUGGAAGAUUUGGUCAAUAAGUUUGAUAACCCAAAUCUGCGGGUGUCCUUCAUCACCUUCUCCACAGAUGGCCACACCCUCAUGAAACUCACAUCAGACAGGAGGCAGCAGGAAAAGCGAGUCUCUUUGGAGACCCCUUCCCGGGCCCACACUCCCACCCUGUCGUCCCAGGUUCUAGCUCAGCAGAUCUUCUGGCUUGUCAUCAGCCGGGAGCUCCUCGCCUUCUCAAAGGGGAAAGGGGCAUAG